Molecule: messenger RNA, 1786 nt
Organism: Tarenaya hassleriana
Lineage: Eukaryota; Viridiplantae; Streptophyta; Magnoliopsida; Brassicales; Cleomaceae
Product: chaperone protein dnaJ 16-like
Exons: 10
Coding region: 313-1596 (427 amino acids)
Source: RefSeq, a predicted model, not a curated record
GAAACGAUUUCUUUCAUUCCGUUUCCCCUCCAAUUUCUCAUUCUCCAGUCUCUCUUUCUCUCUCCCGGGGUCUCCGGCUCGGAGAGAGAGGUCUGGUAGGGUCGCUGUCCUCUCGGGCCAUAUAGGGUUUCGCUGCUGCUCGCUGUGUUUUCUUCCAGAAGGGAACUUUCCGGGAAAGUUUGCAGUUUUGAAGGAAGGAUCGAGAAGAUUCUCCUCCCGGUUCGCUGGCGUCUGGAAAUUUGGAGAUUCUUUCAGUGAAGCGGGUUUUCUAGCGUUUCAAGGAAGGGAGACCUAAGGGCCUUUGAAGAGAGAAUGCCAGUUAACAGAUCCAAGUCUGAGAAGAAAGAUGGCGAGGGGCAGCUCCGUCGUGACCCCUACGAGGUUCUCGGCCUCCCCAGGAACUGUACCGAUCAGGAAAUCAAGAGCGCCUACCGGAAAAUGGCUCUCAAGUACCAUCCUGACAAGAAUGCGAAUGACCCAGUUGCUGCUGACAUGUUUAAGGAGGUAACUUUUUCCUACAACAUCUUGUCUGAUCCAGAAAAACGACGCCAGUAUGAUACUGCUGGUUUUGAGGCUGUUGAAGCAGAAAGCCAAGAGCUGGAGCUCGAUCUCUCAAGUCUAGGAGCUGUGAACACUGUUUUUGCAGCUCUGUUUAGCAAACUUGGUGUGCCAAUAAAAACCACCGUAUCUGCAACUGUCUUGGAAGAGGCGCUUAAUGGCAGAGUCUCGAUUGAUCCUCUUGUAAUUGGGCAAGCUGUAUCUAGGAAGGUUGAAAAGCAAUGCACCCACUUUUAUUCUGUCACGAUAACAGAAGAGGAAGCAAGGUCUGGUUUAGUCUGCCGGGUGGAAUCAUCUAACAAAAGCAAGUUCAAGUUACUGUAUUUUGACCAAGAAGACAACGGAGGAUUGAGUUUGGCCCUGCAGGAAGACAGCAGAAAGACAGGCAAGUUAACAUCUGCCGGAAUGUACUUUCUUGGUUUUCCUGUCUAUUGGUUGGAUCAAACUGUCAAUUCGAUGGCUCAAUCAAAGGAUCCGGAAUCUGCCUUUUUCAAGAAACUUGAUGGAUUUCAGCCUUGUGAAGUUACCCAACUCAAGGCUGGUACUCAUGUCUUUGCUGUUUAUGGUGAUAAUUUUUUCAAAAGUGUAAACUACACGAUCGAAGUUCUAUGCACUGCCCAUUUUACACAACAAAAGGAAGAUCUGAGGUCCAUAGAAGAUGAGAUUCUCACAAAAAGGGCAGAACUGGCCAAGUUUGAGACUGAGUACAGGGAAGUACUUGCCCAGUUCACAGAGAUGACAAGUAGAUAUGCUCAAGAGAUGCAAUCUAUCGAUGAGCUCUUGAAGCAAAGAAAUGAAAUACAUGCAGCUUACACUACUGUGGAAAGGAGGUUGAGCAAGACCAAGAGCAGAAGGAACUCUUUCAAGAAGGAGAAUCCACCAUCAGCUAGAGAAGAGGAGGGAGAAGAUGAGGAAGAAGAAGAAGAGAGAAGCAGAGACAAGAACAAGGAAACAGGUACAUGUGAAGAAUCCGACAUAGUUAAGAAGAAAAGAUGGUAUAAUUUACACUUGAAAGUGAACAAGAAAAAGCAUUGCUAAGAUUUAUUUCCCCUACGCGUUUUUUUAAUUCUUUUCCACUCUAUCACAACUUGCCCUCUUCCCUUCUAAAAAAUUCUUGAAUUUCCCCUUCUCUUCUUCCCUUUGAGGUCGGUCCAUUUGUAAAUAUGCCUCUGCCUCUUAUUUUCUUCAUAUUAUUAUUGAAAAUGAAAAAAAGAAAGAUAAUUACUUA